UAACACUCCCUCGUCUACAACGAAGAGUCUUUAGAAUUUCUCAACAUGCUAUCAUCGUUUGCAAGUUCAUUGUGGAAAAAAUGAUCCAUCUUUAUUUUUGAACUCAACUUUCUCUCCAUCCAUUGACACUAUCCACUCACAACUCUCUGACUCCAUCCUUCAUAUGUGCAUCUGGUUCCAAUGAAUCUCGUAGUCAUUUACAAAAGUUUCUUAAAUUUCAAGUUCUCGUGACUUGGUAAGAAAUCAAAGUAAGACUAAAAGCAACAACUGCCGCGUAAGACUAAAAGCGACAGCGUCGUAAGACAAAAAACAACAACAGCAACAACCUACGUAAGAUUUCGAACACAACAAUAGCAACAACAUACGUAAGGCGAAACACAACAAUGCAAGACCAUACAACUAAAAGUAGCACGUAGUUAAUUAGACAAAAGACCACAUUUCCCGUAAUUCCUGAGACGAAAGAUUACAAUCAGAAGUUCAAGGUGGAUAUCUCUCGGAACGAAUCAUCAACAUAAUUUCCAAAGAAAUAGAGCACUGCACAAAGAAAUCAAACGCAAUUCUUAAAGAAGUACUGUUCUGCACGACAUCACAUAAUGUUAAGAAGUUAUUAUUCCCUCGUCCUCACACUCACAGACAAGUAAUCAAAUUUGAUUACAGUUUUCGACUGGUGCAAAAGUAAAGAACCAAAUAGAAAUAAGUACAAUCUCGAUUCCAUUCUAUCCUACAACGAAAUAACGACCUCCACCUUGUUUCCUAUCCUAUCCUAAGUAUGUAGAAGGAAGAAGAUUUUUUAUCUUAUCCUAAGUAAGUAGAAGGAAGAAGAUUUAUCCUAUCGUAAGUAGAACGAAGAAGAUUUAUCCUAUCCUAAGUAGAAGGAAGUGAAGCUUCGGGAGAGGAUCAAGAUCAAACAAAAUGGCGGUAAAGCUUUCCGUUCCCGGAGGACAGCACCUGCUGUUCCUCUAUUUGGUCGCGGGCUUCUUCUUCGGCGGGACGCUCUUGUGCUAUGUUAUGGCUGGAGUCCUUUUCAUUUAUUGAAUACAAAAUACGUGGAGUUGGUAAGUUUAACUACGAAUACUCCUUGCUUCCUUGUUUCCCUAACUAGUGUCUAUAUCUAUAAGAAGUCGGCAGGGAAAUCUUACUAGGCAGACUGCCGAAUAGAUUCACGGCGUCAGGCGUAAUUAAUUAGAAAAUAGUAGGGAUAGAUAUCAUCUUUUCGCUCUUAUUUGUUUUUUUGGGUCAUUCUAAGGUCCAUCCGAUUCCUUGUUGGAGUCAGGUCACCAAGAUGGCUAUUUGUAGGUGUGCGCUUAUUUUCUUUCACCCGAAGGACCCACUACUUCGAAUGCAGCUUCGUAGUUUUUCUAGUACGAGCAAGCUCAUGCACUUAGCUCUUUUUACUUCUUGGAUAGUUCGUCGGACGAUGAGAUUUGGCCAUAGAUUAUCACAAGGAAGAAGAGUGCCCAUCUCCUUGGUCAUCCAAAGUGUUGGGCUGUUUUUCCUCAGAAAUCCUCACCCUGCUACUGCUUCUACCAGAACAGAUCACUUUAACAACAUUCUAGUAGUCAUCUUGUUAUCUUCUACUUUCCCGGUAUUAAAAAUAGCAGGUAGUAAAUAGGUCGUUAGUUAGUUCACCCUCCGACAAUAUUAGAUCCUUUUAUUUUUCAGGAUCUUCUCUCCUGGUAAUGGUAUUAGCUAGUGCAGGGUCACGGAUGAAAUCGUAGUUCACAGGGAAGGCUAGCAGCGUGGGUUGAGUAACUCGCCUACAAGCUGCAGCCUGUUUUUUUAGUAAAUUCAGAUAGUCCGCGUGUUUUUUUUACGUGGAUUCACUCCUACCGUUUUUUCCCAGAUAGUUUACAGUAUUAAUAACUGCCGAAGCAACUUAUUGAAAACCAAGAAGCAAAGCCAUCUUCUAAGAGAUAUUCAAGCCAAUUCUUUGGCAAGACCUAUCUUCUGAGAGAUUUUGUGAGCCUUUUGAUAGCAAUCUUUUGACACAGAUGAGAGAUUUUCUUCCUCUUCUUUUUCUUUUUUCAGCUGGAUCCAAUGCGCCUGGUGUCUUUUUUUGACGGACCCACUUCGCCCAGUGUCGUAUUCAAGUCGAUCCACUUCGCCCUGUGUCUCUUGUAGGUGCAUCCACAUCGCGUGUCUUAUUUAGGUAGACCCACUCCGCCGGGUGCAUUUUUUAGGCGGAUGGGUGUGGUCGCUUGGCGUCUUUCUUAGAUGCAUCCGCCCCGCCUGGUGUCUGUUUUAGGUGGAUCCAUUCCCCGCCCGGUGUCUUCUGUAGGUGCAUCCACUCCGCCUUUCUUUUCUACGCGCAUACUUCUAGCUUGGUGCCAGUUUUUUUUUGGUGUGUCCACUCCGCUUACCUUCCUUUGGUGGAUGUUCUAUUUUCGGUGGAUCCUUCCAAGCGGUCCCCCAUGUGUCAUUUUUAGGUGCAUCCACUCCGCCUGGCUUCCUUAGGUGGAUACUUUUAGGGCCAGGCGCAUCCACGCAGCCUGUCUUUCUUAGGUGGAUACUUUUAGGGGCAUCCACGCAGCCUGUCUUUCUUAGGUGGAUACUUUUUGGCGCAUCCACUCCGCCUGCCUUUCUUAAAGCGUGUUUUCAGGUGGAUACUUUUAGCGUUAGGUGGAUGCUUUCAGGUGGAUACUUUCUUCUAGGUGGAUGCCUUGUUCUAGAUGGAUAUUUCCAGGUGGAUAGAUACUUUUAGGUGGAUGUUUUGUUUUAUAGAUGGAUCUUUUUAGAUGGAUACCUUGGAAGGUACAUACAAGUCACUACAGCGUGGAUGGCGGGCCAGCACCUAAACUAGGCCUACCUCUAAAGGGUUAUACUUAGGAAUAUUUUUCGGCGGAUGUUUUAGAUGGAUGGCGUUUUUCGGUGGAUACUUUUCGGCGGACAUUUUUUUGUAGCUGGGUCCACUCCGCUUGUCUUUUUCAAGUAGGUGGAUACUUUUAGGUGGAUCUUCCACCCCGCUUGCUUUUUUUUGGUGGGUAUCGAUCCUGCGUGCCCUACUUCAUCCUACGUACUUAGGCUCUUUCAUCAGAUCGUGCCCUUCAUGUGCAUCGCCGUGCCCUUCAUCGAAAGUCUCCCAUGAAACGCCCUCCAUGGACCAUGCGUGAAGAGGUUGAACCACCAGGACUCACCUCAGGCGACCCCACUAACUCGGGAUAAUAGACCGUUUUGGGGAUCACAAGUAAGAAUAUUUGAACAGGGCCGGUCGAGGUGGGUCCUCUUUGAGUUGCACAACCUUGAGAACAGGCCGACACCGAAACCACGGAGCCUAGCCAGCUGCGAAGUUGGCUAGGUGGGAUUGUAGGCGCCUGCCUGAUGGUUCACUGACUUAUCAAAGUGCAAUUCCCGUUCAGUCUGGGCAAGUAGUUUUCAUGUAGCGAGCUAGAAAGCAGACUAAUUCCAGAGCACUGCUUUUCUCUCGUAAGUUGAAAGAUUUUGAGCGAUAUUGAACAGCUAGCUUUACUUAGUCAUCUGGAGGAGCUAACUAUCUACUCUACGUGUCGUCUAUCUGGAGCUAGCGUAGGUAUCCAUGAUUCAGUCCAUGUCUAGCUAAUGAUAUACAACUAUGCAUAAAGCUUUUCAUUCAAGAUAACGUCAAAAAGCUAUUCGACUAUCUCUAACGAUUGGCGCAUCGGACUGGGUAUCUCUUUCGAGACGCAAAACGACUAUUUUUAUGGUUGGCUUUUACUCAUCUCGCCAAAAUGGCAUCUUUACACCCUUCGUUCCACCUCUUCCCUUCAAAGGUGUGCGCGACUGACUAGUUUAUCUCGAUGCAGGGCAUGUGAAGUAAAACAACCUACAAAACCAUAAUUAUAAUGGCACAACAUCAGAAACAGGACCGUCGGCUUCGCGCUGUGUUGUCUUGGUUGUUGUUGGUAUUGCAAAGACAUAUAGAUGGGACCCGGGCGACCGGGAUGAAGUCUAGCACACUCUAAUAUCCAACGGGUGGCGGGCCGUUGGAGUCUUUCGAGGCCAGUUCUGGUCCUGAAGGUCCCUCUAUCACCCCAUGCGAAGCCGGAUGCAGCUUUUUGCAAGGUUCGUGUGCAUGUGGUAAGAAAACCGAGACGACGUCGACGGACACGACGGCUCCUGCGAAAACGACCGAGCCUGAGGCGGACGGGGGGACUCGUGCUGGUGCUGGCGAUGCUGCUAAAGCGGGACAGGGCAGUGGCCCAGCUGAACCUGAAAAAAAGUCGGCGCCUCCACCUGUAAGAAACUUAUCUUCUUGCUGGUAAAUGAUAAUUGUUGUUUGUGCCAUUUUUACCCGAUUUAGCUUACUUGGCUAAGUGGAUAGUGGGGUUAGCUUAGAAUUAGAGACCAGGCUACUAUGUAUCUUGCUUCUGCAUAGUAGGCAAUCGUCGACACUAGACUCAGCAGCAGGGGUAGUUCUUUACUUUACCUUCAAUCUAGUCCAGCCGACAAGUAUUGUACCUAUAGUAGUAGUCGUUCUGGUUGUUGUUCAUCAUGCGUUUUUCUUUCACGGGGCGAAUGGCUUGCUACAGCUAUCAUCUUGAGUGGGCUUGGGUCAAUUAUUUUGCGCGGGCUUGGGUUCCGGUUCGUGGAGUCGCGUCGCCCGUGGUCUGUAGUUCACUCACUCACACACUCUGUAGGAAAAUCGUAGGCCACUAGUGAGGACGCACUAGCGGCCUACGAUUUGCCUCCGAAGUUCGUCGCAAAUCACUCACGGUAGUAGAGCUCCAACUUGGGUUCGAUUAUCUUGAGGGGCUUGCAAGCAUGUGGGCAACGACGUAGGCAAACUGUAAACCACCGGCGCCCCGCAAUUGAUGUCGAUGAUUUUUGAAGGAGUAUGCCCUUUCAGCGUUUUCACGCCGUAAAGGCGCAUGACCUUGCUAACUUUGACCAUUUUGCCCUAGUUCUGUAGGGUUUUCGUUGCUUUUGAUCAGAAAAGUGCGACCAUUAAAAAUCGCUUUCUUCUCAUCUAUCUAUGAUGGUGAUGGCGAUGAGCGUGGUAUGCUGACUGGCUGAGAGUUUAGUUUGGUUGGGAUGGUGAGGGCGCACCGCUAAGUGACGUAGGCUCUUCCGGUUACACUUCUAAGUGACGUAGGCUCUUCUGGUUGCUCCCUUGCUUCUGUGCCGGGAGACUUACCUCCUGACGACUUCUACAACUACUACUAGACUGCACAUCAGGGGGGGGGCGUGCGUCUAUCAUCAUCAUCUUUGUCACCACGUCCAUUUUUAGAUAGAUGUUCAUGCUGCGUGCCGUGUUAUAAAUUCGUCCGAUUUUGUUCUAGUUCCAACGAUCGGGUCUCAGACUUUUAGCGUUUUUACCCAUUUUGAUCGGCUUGGGGCCUUGGCGUUUGCACUGUUAUCAUUUUUUUCGGAUUUCUCAAGUCAAGCCUAUAUCUCUUCGAACCCAUGUGAACAGUGCAAUGCUUUGAACCCAUUCAAAGAAUGCCACAGCCACAGGGAGCCCUUUCAAAUAAUUCUUCCAGAGACAGAGCGAUUCGCAAUUCCCUGAGCCCAUACACCUUGGCGUGCAUAUCUUCACUAGCCACUAAUAGAUCAGGGCAUUACGCCUUCAAUGCUUUACAGGGUUGAUAAGUAACGUAGAUGCCUUAGCUCAGUUGGCUGAGCGCUUUUGAGGUAGAGUUUUCGAGGUCGCGGCGUCAUGGUUCUGCUUAGUUUCCCACUGCGCUCUUUAGAUAGUACACUUCUCGCGGGCAGCCUGCUCACUGCCGUUACCUCAGAACUUUUGGUUACCUCUGCUCUCCAACAAGGCGGCCCACCUGUUUUAGUAGGGGGGCCUUUUUCUCUUUCCGUUUUGUUGUGCAGAGGUUUAUCCGUGGGGGGUAUUGCUCUUUCAAUUUCCUAGCAAGUGCGCGCCUCGGAUCACGGCGGCGCCGCUCUCGGAGUGAGGUGGCCUCAAGCCGAUGGAUGUUUGCUAGGGGGAGGGGCAACUAGGCGCGUGACGUGGAGGCAAAUUCAAGAGUGCGGAUCGCUGUAGAGGGUGCCCGCCGUGGUGGUCUUGGCGGGUGCCUUGCUUAGCUCUGGCGCUAGCCCUAACCCGUGCCAGGGCUCCCGCUCUAAUGACGCCACCAGCACUGCCCCGUUUCUCUUCAGGUGGAAAUACUCUGAGGGAUUGGCGGGCGCAUUUUCCCGCUUUGCUGCGACCCCAUUCCAGGCGGCGUUCCCUUGUACCGCUAAGGCACUCAGUCGAUCGCUGGCUGAAAGAGUAACCGAAGCUGCCCGCCUUGCUUCCUCACACAAAAAUAAACAGGAGGCGGAAUCUUUUUCCCCUUCUCGAAAGGGUGGCCCAAGUCUGUCAGCGUGUGCCCAAACUAACUGCUCGAGAGACUAUGUUGGAGCCUGUGCUCGUGGUCGCUUCUUGUUUAGCCCUGACCCAGCGUGCGUGCAUCUUUGCGGGGCUCCGUGGCUCAUCCUCGGACGGCAGCCCGCCCGGCUGAAUGAUGGACGACGACCAACGCCAGGGGCCGUUUUUCGGUCACAAUUCGUGAGGAGGGUACCUGGGGGCCCGUGGUGUCGGGCAUGAGCUUGCUCCGAAUCCGAUUGAGGUAGAAAAGGGCUGGCCCAUUUGCGAACCAGGGUGGAGUAAGUAGUUGAACUCUUUAGACAGCGGGGUAGGCCUUGGGACGACUCUCCAGCGCCUCCUCGGCCAGGCGUGGCUUGCUCGACGUGCGUUGGGAGUGCGUUGCGCGUCAUCGUGGGCAGGGUGGGCGCGCAGCUGGUAUAGAAGCGAAGUGGCGGCGCGCGUUGCUCGCUGAGUGGGUGCUUCCACGUGUCAUCCGUGAGCCCGUGCGCCUGCUCUUUGCUCGUUUGCUGGUGAGUGUCAAGGCAGUGCCAUCGAGAGCCCAGCGCGCUCCCCCUCGUUCUUUGGUUUGGCGGAUGUCUUUUUACUGGCUGCCCAGUCCAGAGGGGUCAUUUCGUGUAUGACUUCUUUGUUAGUUUUCUGUGUCUGCUGACUUUAUUAAUUAAAGGAGCUCCUCAUCCUCGGAGCUGAGCUAGGAGGCCGGGGGAGCUCGUUGCGAGGGGCCCCAAAACUAACUUACUUUAACCUUUCACUUCGGUCUCUUGUUUGAUUAUAUCAUCUUCCCCAUAGCUAGGCGGUGGCAGUAGUUCGAACGGUAGCUGACGGCCUUAAACCACCACCCUUCCAGGAACAAAAGGCAGACGAGGCUAGCAAGGUGAAGUCGGAGAUUUUGGCGGACUCGAAGAGUUCCGCCAAGGCAACGGUCGUUUUUCUUGUGGCUGGCAUGAAAAGCGAAGAGGAGCUGAAGAAACCGGAGGAGCAGAACGAAGCCGCGAAAUCUAACGCUAAAAUCAUGGACGCCUUGAUUGAGAAGUCAGCAGCGAUGGCUCAGACGGGGAACUACAUGUUUGUCACUGGAGGCGCCAGUCAUUGGCAGCGCCAUUUUGCUGCAGGUAUGAGCAAGGCGGGGGCCGCAACGUACAACUUUGCCGGCAAAGAUGGUGGUGGCGCUAUAGGCUUCAUUGGUUCCACACCAUUCGAGAACCAGCCUGCCGCAUUUCCCUCCGCUGAGGAAGAGCCCGAGAGUACCUAUAUGAAGAAGCUCUUAGUGCUUAUGGCCAGACGUUCCUCAUUCAUACCAUACUCGAAGGCGUUGUGCUAUGGAAGGUGUCACAGCUGAGACUGAAGCUGCAAACUUCUUUUACUGGACAAAGCUGCUCCUCGUUUUCAGUUUCCGGUCUUUAAGACCGACUUACUCUUAGUUCGUUUCUGAAUGGCGCAAGCGUGAGACUUCGGGUAUUGCUAUGAGUAGUGAUUUUUUUUUCAUAGGGGAAACAAGUGAGGAGCGUGGCAAGAAAUUGCUUACCGCACUGGUCGCGGAUGUAUAUAUCGUCUUCAAAGGCGGCGGCGCAGCUCCAGCAGAAGUUACUCCUGCGCAUGAAAGAGGAGCAUUGGUCGUGCCGGUGCUUUUUUCUGGAAAUAAGAGCAGCCCAGAUUCACAGGCCCCCACCCUCCCUGCGGACACAUACAGCAACGCAAAAGAGUGGCAGAAAUACGAUUUGUGCGUCCCCGACAAAGCGGAGCCGAAGGCGAUCGCCGAUGCUGUUUGGGGUCAAAUCGAAGAGAGGAGGGUAUAGACUUUUUCCGUCGAUAGUUUUGCCGAGUCUUUUGCCUCUCAGCUGAACGUGAUAGUUCACAGGCGGUCGUCGUGCUUCAGGUUUCUACCUUGUUGUAGCUAUCUGAGAUUGUGAUUGUGUAGUGCUUAUCGUUAUGAUAUAUAUCAGCAUGUUCAAUCACGCGCCGUGCAUCUUCGCGUCCAGUAUUGAAAUUAGUGGAUGAAGUUUUUUGCAUCCUUACCCUGAUCACCUAGGCCCCCCCUUUUUUCCUUGGAGGCCAAUACGGUGAAGGGGGGGCCUCAAUGGUCUGACAGAUCUUUUUAUGUGCAGCAAUUUCGAGAAGAUUGCUUUGAUCACAGUGCCGAGCUGGUACUGGGAUCAUUUUUUCCAUUUCGUGUGCGUAAGGGCUUUCCGGGUCGUAAGUUCCUUCCAGCUGCCCCCCUGCGUGCUUCCGUAAUUCAGGACCGGGCCUUCGACUAUUGCCCCUGCCACUACACAUCAGAAAAAGCAUGCAUCUAUGCUUCGUUGCCGCGUCCAUAGCUAGACGCGACACGCCGUGAUGCGUUGGCCCUGAUCUUGUUGGAGUAUGCUGUCCGCACUUCUAGCGCAUUUCCAAUGGCUUGGGCCUUCAGCGUUUCUAUGAUUCCAGCUUUUUCAGAAUUUUCAAGUCAAGAAUAGGGUCCUUCGCAUCCGUGCAAGGGGCGCAGUGCUUUGAAUCCAUUGAUUCAAACAAGCCCACGGAGAAUCCAUUCUAAGAAUUCUUCCACUGCAAGUGAGUCUUUGAGCCCAUACACCUUGACGCGCGCAGCUACUGAGAGUCGGCCCGCCUUUGGUUCUUUAACUGGUUGGAGCCUUGGAGGUAUAAGCAACGCCGAGGACGCCACCUUACUCGAGCGUUUUUGCGGUAGUGUUUUCGAGGUCGCAGCACCAUCGUUCCGCGUAGUGCUGGGUGUGGCUCCCCACUGGUCCCUGUAGAUAGUACCCUUGUUGUGUCGUGAGCCGUUCACCCUCUCAGCGUGUUCGUGGCCGUUUUUUCAGAAUUUUUGGCUGCCUCUCCAAUGUAUGUUGGGGACUGUACAUGGCGGCCGGCUGGUUUUAGUAGGAGGGCUUUUUCCUUUUUUCGUUUUGUUGUCCGGGGGCUUUUCCGUCGAGGGUCUGUUCCUAUCAUUAUCUGAGCAACAAGUGCGCGCUUCGGAUCACGGCGACGCCGCUCUCGGAGUGUGGUGGCCUCAAGUCGAUAGACGUUUGUUAGGGGGAGGAGCAACUAGGCGUGUGACAUGGAGGCACAUCAAAGAGUGCGGAUCGCUGUGGAGGGUGCCCGCCGUGGUGGUUUCGGCGGGUGCCUUAGCUUUGGCGCUAACCCGUGCCAGGGCUCCCGCUCUAAUCAAUGACGUCAUGACCCCGCGGCCCUUCAAGUGUGAGUACUCUGCGGGAUCGGCGGGCACAUUUGGCCACACUGCGGCGACCCCUCCAGACGGCGUUCUGUCAAGGCACUCGGCCAAUUUGCCACCCAAAAGGGUACUCAAUUGCAGCUGCCCCCUUGCUUCCUUACACAAGAACGGGAGGUGGAAUCUUUUUUCUCCACUCGGAAGGGUGCACCAAGUUCCUUGGCGUGUGCACACGCUGACUGCUCGGGGGAGCAUUGGGGAGCUUGUGCUUGUGGCUUCUUGUUUAGCCGCGGCCCAGCGUGCAUCAAUCUUGGCGGGCUCAGGGGUUGUUUUCUGGUCAUUUCGUAAGACGUUGGGGUCCAGAGGGGGUCGUGGUAUCGGGCUGAGGGCUUGCUUCGAAUUCCAUCAAGUAAGAAAAGGGCUGGCCCAGUUGCGAGCCAGAGUGGCGCAAGGAAGUAGUUCGCCGAACCUUUUAGACCGCGGGGGAGGGCUUGGGACUCUCCGGCGCCUCCUCGGCCAGGGGUGCUUGAAGUGCGUGGGGAGUGGGUUGCGCGUCAUCGUGGGCAGGCUGGGCGCGCAGCUGGUAAGCAUUCAGACGGCUAAAUGGGGGCGCGCGCUUCGUGUCAUCCUCAUCCAUUGGCUUGCGCGCUUGCUCUUUAGUCGAUUGCUGGCGAGUGUCAAGGCAGUGCCAUCGAGGGGUCAGCGCGCCCCCCCCCUCGUGUGUUAAUUUGUCUGACGGAUUUUUUGGCUUUCAGUUGCUGCCCAGGCCAGGGAGAUAAUACCGUGCGUGACCUACUUUCUGCUGACUCUUAUUCAGGGUGCCCAUGAUCCUCGAAGAUUUUUUUUUUUUUUGGAUCCCGGGGCUACUGAAGGAGCGGCCCCAGCUUUAUCCGGUUCGCAAACCGGCGGCGGGUGGAGUCCGGUUACCUCCUUAUAUAUAAUACUGUGCACUAAUUGCCUACGAACCCGCCGAUUCUAAAAUGAUGAACUUUAGGGGUAAAGAAGGCGGAUUAAGCGUCUUAUAUUAUAAACCUCCACCGGCUGCCAACCGUCCCGCCCUUAUAUGCCUACCGUCAAGGCACGGGCGCAGGGGAUGCCAACCCUGCUAACUCUUGACUAAUGGCUGCGCAAUCAACUGCCAAGUCAGUGAAUACAUAAAAAUAAAUGCCUACUGGCGUAAGGCCUUAAGUACAAGUACAGCACGUUUUUCAUUGUUGAGGGAACACUAACCUAGAUUUUCUUAUCUUCACUGCUUCGCGCUCCCUCCUUCGCCCCGUGCACCAUCCUCAACCGCGUCCCGCUUCCGCAAUCGCCAUAAAAUAACCAAAAAGAAAAACAGAAACCGGAGGGCUUACUCCAACCAAAGGGGCUACCCUAUGCUUGAGAGCCACAGCUCUGUCAAGAGCGGGCGGGAGAUAAAAGGAUCGGCGAAGGAGAGCGAUGGGACGCUCUCCCCCUUUUAAAUUACUUUGCGAAUCAAUAAGGUCUGCGGCCUUCCUUUCCUAUUCUUCCAUCCUUCUUCUUUUUAUCCGUAAUUAAACAAGUCCGCGUCUCUCGCCUCACACAUAACAGAAUUGGAGAACACUCCAGCCCCAAUCAGUUUCCAAAAGGUGACUGGCGGGCCACCAAAAUGCUUAAAAGUCAUCCAGGUAGGUGCGUGGCAUUUAUGCAUUUCGGUUGCACUCGACUCUCAGCAGAUCUUUUGUUUUUUUUUGUAUCCCAAGAGCUAAGUGCGCCUGGGUUUUUUUUUGGAUCCCGGGGCUACUAGGAUGAGCUAGGAGGCCGGGAGAGCUCGGUGUGAAGGAUCCCGGACCGAGCCUAGCCUCAGCUUUCCGUCUCCCGUGUGAAUUGAUUAUAUGACCUUCCCGAUGAGGAGGCGGUGGUAGUCAAGUUUGAAAAUUUUUUGACUGCUUUUCCGGAUCAGGUUCAGGCCAAAGAGAUACGGAAGAUUAUUUUGGAAGGCUCGGAGGAUCCCGCCAAAACAAAGAUCGUCUUUCUUGUGGCUGGCAUGAAAAGCAAGGAGGAGCUGGAGGAACCGCAGGAGCAGAACGAAGCCGCGAAAUCUAAUGCUAAAAUCAUGAACGCCUUGAUUGAGAAGGCAGCAGAGAUGGCAGAUACGGGAAAUUACAGGUUUGUCACUGGAGGCGUAAGUCAUUGGCAGCAUGUGUUUGCUAAGGGUAUGAGCGGGCGGAAGCAGACGACGUACAACUUUGCCGGCAAAGAUGGUGGUGGCGCUAUAGGCUUUAUUGGUUCCACACCAUUCGAGAACCAGCCUGCCGCAUUUCCCUCCGCUGAGGAAGAGCCCGAGAGUACCUAUAUGAAGAAGCUCUUAGUGCUUAUGGCCAGACGUUCCUCAUUCAUACCAUACUCGAAGGCGUUGUGCUAUGGAAGGUGUCACAGCUGAGACUGAAGCUGCAAACUUCUUUUACUGGACAAAGCUGCUCCUCGUUUUCAGUUUCCGGUCUUAGUUUCUGAAAGGCGCAAGCGUGCGGCUUCGGGUAUGGUUAUGAGUGAUGAUUUUUCUUUCAUAGGGGAAGCUAAGCAUGCUGACAAGGAAUUGCUUACCGCGCUGGUCGCGGAUGCCUAUGUGGUCUUCAAAGGCGGCAACGCAGCUCCGAAAGAAGUCAUUCCCGCGCAUAAAAAAGGAGCAUUAGUCGUGCCGGUGCUUUGCUCUGGGGGUUCCAGCAAGCCAGGGGGGGCCCUGCUUGAGGACAUAUACAACAACGCAAAAACUUGGCAGGAACAGGAUGAGGAUUUGUGCGCUUCUGGCAAAGAGGAUCCGAAGGCGAUUGCCGAUGCUGUUUGGGGUCAAAUUGCGGGGAACAUGGUAUAGAUUUAGCCCAUCUAUACAUAGUUUUGCCGAGUUUUUAUGUUCGUGUCAUGUUUCUUUGCAGCUUACCGGCCUCGCCGGUGUCAGGCCAUUCACACAAAAUCCUUGCUAGUUGACCCCAGGCAGGUAUCCUCAGUCGCUCACUCUUUGCUUGUAAGGUGCUUGCCUGUAAGCAAGCGCCUUUUAAGCUUUGCUGCAGUAUGAUAAAUCUUGGACCUUUCGCUGCGUGAGUUUUGGUUUUGUCGAAGUAACUCCAGUCCAGCCGCCCACUAUUGGGGUAGCUACUAGUAAGUGCAGGCGUCUAGGCAUUUUUUAAGAAUAUCGCGGCACUAUCAUGAUCACCACCUUGCUUUAUAGAGCAGAGAGGUUUUUCUUUGAAAAGGCUUCCUGUAGGAGGAUGGAAAUUUUCCAUGGGAGUAAUCAUACGGACCCCGCGCCAUGGGAGUUUGGUCAUCUACUCUAGCUUGUGCCAUGGGAGUGGGGCCAUCUAGAAGUGUUGCACUCGUUAGUAAAUAGGGGGUGGAAUACGUGGCAUCGCACGGCGUUCGAUUUCCCUGUAUCAGCGUGCCGCAGAGUCCUUUCUGUUUUUAGGGUUGUUGCUUCGUUCUUUUUUUGCGGUUGGUUUUAGAGGCACUCGGCCGAUAGCUGGCCAAAAGAGUAAACGAAGCUGCCCCCCCUGCCUAAUUACACAAACUAAGCAACAGGGAGCGAAGCCUUUCUUCCCUUUUCGAAAGGGCGCCCAAAGUCAGUGUGGGCAGUGUCAGCGUGUGCCCACACUGACUGACUGCUCGAGGGAGAGACCAGUGGGGGGCCUCUGUUCGUGCUUGCUUCUUGUUUAGCCCUGGCCCCGCGUGCUUCUUUUUCUUCUCGGUGCUCGGUGGCUCGUCCUCGGACGGCAGUCCGCCCGGGCCACCCGGGCCGAAUGGUGGACGACGAUCCAGGCCAGGGGCCGUUUUUCGGUCACUACGUGGGAAGCGGGGGUUCGUGGCGCCACGCAUAUCGCUUGCCUCGGAUUCAAUCAAGGUAGGAAGGGACUGGCCCAUUUGCAGCAAACCACGGUGGGGCAACCAAGGAAUUGGCAACGUGGGGCUUGGUGGGUUUCUGGGACUUGGUGGCACCGUGUGUCGCCCUCUGCCUUGGGCGCUAGUGGUUGUCCUUCCGCUCGGUGGAUUAGUUAUGAUUUUAGCAUGUUUGCUGCAUGUAUGUGCGGCAGUUCCACAAAUCCACAGCUAGCUGGCGGACCGCCUGGGAGCCCGGGUUGGUUGGCUUCUGCGUAUUGUAGGUCAUUGCAAAUGUCACUUUCAUUUGCGUCUGAAAUUUUGAUCGGUUUAAAACAACGUUUUUCAGAAUCCUCUCUCUGUUGGUUUUUAGCUUGUUCGCAUACACCACUUCUUUGCAGAACCCAUAUUUUUUUUUUGGAGUUGUAUGUGCAAAGUGAAAGAAAGGCAGAGGCGCCUGGUGUCGAAUGAUCCACCCGGGGUUCGGCUAGCCUUGAAGAUGCCUCCUUUGUUGGGUGGGUAGGUAAAUCAUGGUUCUGGAAUUUUGUGACCUGAUUUUGAUCACAAGGGAAAGCAAGGAGAGAGCCCUUGAGAAUAAAACUCUGCUACCGAAUAGAUGCCCGAGCAGUACAGUUGGAUGAGCAGCAAAUCCCAAAGGAUUAGCUUUGACGGAAGAGGCGGGUCCAUGUUGCUGUGUCGUGUGAUGGUCGUCGUGUCUGCAAGGCUUGCUUCGCCUCGUCGUCCACCAAUGUGAGGCAGCGGGUGCGCUGUAGGGGCCCUUGGGACAAAGUUUUUGUGCCCCUACGCAUACAAUGGCAUUCUGCACUUCCAAGCACCGGCUUCGGACCAUUCGAUAGCACUCCGACGGCAGUUCUAUUUCUAGUACUUCCUGCCUUUUUUUUUGUUUGGCUCUGUUGUAGCCUUAAUCUUGCUAGGCCCCUCCGCUGCCCGGCCAUUUUUCUCUCUUCACAUAGCAAGUCACAGGUGGGAGCGCCAUGAUCAAGAACGGGGUAAAUAGUCUUCAUACUCUUGUAUGUCGUGGUAGCCCGUCGCCCUGCUUUUGCGAAGAUAUUAUAGCAAGAAUAGGCACAUGCCCGUCUAGAGCAGAUGAUGAAUGCUGGGGCAGCGGUAUGUGUCUUCCAAAUAUUUGUGUCGACUGUGUGAGAAUAUGUAUGUCUAUUCAUGUAUUGUAGCACGAUCUAUGUAGAGUGGGCAACAGCAACCUAUCCUAUCUUAUAUUAUCUUAUCCUAUUGUAGGAGGAGGAGCAGCUAGCAUUGAAAUUCUGGAAGAAGCACAAGACGGAAGGCCGCGUCGUUAUCGCUGUUUUGGGAGGCAAUUUCACUCCACAGCAGUUCGACAGCGAGGGUAAGGAAAAGAACUUUCUGGAGAAAGUGGUUCCUGCUGUGGCAGGGAAGUUGGCCAAUCAAAUGGGGGACAAAGUUGUCUUCGUGACAGGUGGCGCAUCCGACACGCAAAGGCUUUUCGGCGAAGGCGUCGCGAAGGCAAAGCCAGAAGCGCGCCUGUACAAUCUCAAAGGCGAGCCUGUCACAUGCAAAGCUGCUCCCUUGGAGGGAGACUGGAAAGGGAAUACAUGGGGCGUUCCCUAUCCUCACAAUGACCCGAAAGAUAGUCGGAAGGCCAAGCUCACGGGCCUACUUGGUGACGUUGUCAUCACGAUUUCUGGUCGCGAAGCGGUGGUGAAGGAGGCAAAUUUUGCUCUGAAUAAUGACGCAAAACUCGUACCAUUAACGGCCACUGGCGGUUUUACCAAGGACAAGGUUCGGAAGGGCGACUUUGGUGCGUCGCCUAAACUCUGGACCGAUUUAGAGUGGGAAAAUUCGCGAGAAGAGUUUACGGAUGACACAAAGGUGGGUGGUUACACAGAGAACGUGAGUACCGUUGUCGGGCUCGCUGUCGAUGCCGCGAAACGUUCGGUAAAAUUAAUUAUUAGUAUUGAGUCGCCUGCUGACUCAGAGACUCGGCUGAAGUCCUCUCUACAUUCUUACUUCUUCGAAAUACUGACCUUAGAAAGUCCUAGGUUCAUCUUUUUAUGAUUAGUAUUGAGUCACCUUCUUGUUCGUUAUAGACGAUUUCUGAGGGAGGAACAGCUUGUGGCUGAAAGCUUUGAGGCUGAGGGCCAAGCGCCUGGCGUGAGGGGUCGUUUUUGUCCGGUUUUGCCGACGGUUCGUUUUUGGUAUUCAUACAGAGUCGCUCACUCUGAUGGUGCGCAUGUCACUGCCUGGCAAUAUCGGGUGACCGACUCUUUCUGCCCCUGAUGUCUCAUGUGGUUGGCCCCGGUCUGUGUUGUGAGAGCCUCCGUUCCCGCUGCCGUCUUCAGGCGAGCUGUUGAAGCCCCCGAAUAGAUUCCGGAGGGCCUUCCUACAGCUCCUUAGGCUCAUUCGGGUUCUUCCCUCAUGCUCAUCGCGUGGUCGGGGAGGACGCGAACCGAAAGAGUUGCUGCAUUUCAGUUGGUCUUGGACUUUUUCGUCUAACCCGUGCGUCAUGUCUAACAUUACAAAGAAGUAAGUAAUUAUGAGUUGGCAGCUUGUUUGCGUCAACAUACUUAAGUAAUUAUAAAUGCAACGUUUUCCAUUUUAGAGGCUGUCUUAAGAGUAGUACUUAGGCUAGGUAUAGUAUUUGUGUUUGUGGAAGUCGAAGUGAGCGAAGUCCGAUGUGUAACCUCGUCUUUCAAGAACGCGCGCCACUCAGGGGGUUUUAUAGUUGUGUCUCGGGUGUCCAGUAAGGUCCGGGCGCGCCAGUGGAUUUGUUCCUCCCAGCCCCAUGCACCGGCUUCUUUUUCCUCGGUGCGUUUUAUGUGCUGCUAUAUUGUAGAUACUACGGUUUGCAGCUACUUGUUGCUUCUUUUCGCUUCCUUGCGUGCAUUCUGUCUUGUAUGUAACAUAUCGUCGCUUGUUGGAAUUGCAUGGUUAUUUCUAUAAUCUACAGGUGGACGAUCAAGCGAAGAAGCUCCGAGAAAGCCUCAAGAAGGAAGGGACGGGAGAUCGUGUGAUUGUCACUGUCCUGGGAGGUGGUUUUCCCCGUAAGGACGAAAAAGUAACGGACCAAGACGCCGAAGACAAACGCGUGACGGAGGAGACGGAGUUCUUGAAGAACGUGGUUCCUUUGCUGGCAAAAAAGCUGGAGGAACUGGGCAAAGACAAGAACGUGGUCUACGUCACGGGAGGCGUGUCACCCACUCAGAAGCUCUUCGCCGAGCACGCUGCCGCCGUGGUCCACAAUCUGAAAGGCAACAAUGUCCCCGCGCUUGAUGGUUGGAAAGGACAGCCGCUGGAUGUGCCUUAUUUUCAAAAGGGCGAUCCACGAAAGGACCGACUCACUGGCCUGCUCGGUGAGGUUGUAAUUACUAUUGCAGGCGGCGCGGGGGUGGCAAAGGAAGCAGCUAUCGCUCGUGAAGGUGGCGGGAUUGUCAUUCCGCUGAAAGCCACCGGUGGAGUGAGUGAGAAUCUGCAAGACACGAAGCCGGCCUCCAUGAGCCAGGGGUCUUGGGAUGAUUUAAACCUCGCAGGAGGCACGGAUCGUUCUGACGAGACGGUGCAAAAAGAGUACGCGGAAAAGGCAGCAAACGUCAUCCUCGCUGCUGUAGACCACGUCAAGAACAAUCCAAAAUCCGCUGCUGCUGAUGAUGCCCCCACGGCGUAA
Amoebophrya sp. A25 is the source of this 16944-nucleotide messenger RNA. NCBI's taxonomy places the organism in Eukaryota, Dinophyceae, Syndiniales, Amoebophryaceae. The record is from the annotation of a GenBank genome assembly.